This is a messenger RNA of Cynocephalus volans (Philippine flying lemur), 437 nucleotides long. It is a transcript of the gene APOC3, whose product is annotated as apolipoprotein C3. Bases 40 to 324 code for a protein of 94 amino acids. Gene Ontology annotation, biological process: negative regulation of high-density lipoprotein particle clearance; triglyceride homeostasis; negative regulation of triglyceride catabolic process. Lineage: Eukaryota; Metazoa; Chordata; Mammalia; Dermoptera; Cynocephalidae. The transcript is spliced from 3 exons. Gene Ontology annotation, cellular component: chylomicron; very-low-density lipoprotein particle; intermediate-density lipoprotein particle. Gene Ontology annotation, molecular function: phospholipid binding; lipase inhibitor activity; high-density lipoprotein particle receptor binding. The record is from RefSeq and is a predicted model, not a curated record.
GCCCCUCACAGGACACUUCCCCGCAGGAACAGAGGUGUCAUGCGGCCCCAGGUGCUCUUCGUUGCUGCCUUCCUCGUACUCCUGGCCUCUGCCCGAGCCGUGGAGACCGAGGAAGCCUCCCUUCUCAGUGUCAUGCAGGGCUACGUGCAGCACGCCAGCAAGACCGCCAAGGAUGCACUGACCAGCAUGCGGGAGUCCCAGAUGGCCCAGCAGGCCAGGGGCUGGGUGACCGACGGCUUCAGCUCCCUGAAAGACUACUGGACCACCGUUAAGGACAAGUUCUCCGGGCUCUGGGAUUUGAACCGUGAGCCCAGACUAACUUAGGCCUCCUGAGGCAUCGACAGCCCGAAUCAACCUGUCCAUUCAUCCUGCCAGAUCCUUGGGCCCUGCAGCCUCCAGGGCUGCCCCCACAGGUCACCGGAAAGGGACAGUGUUUU